Messenger RNA from Camelus dromedarius (Arabian camel), 2346 nucleotides. It is a transcript of the gene MARVELD3, whose product is annotated as MARVEL domain containing 3. NCBI's taxonomy places the organism in Eukaryota, Metazoa, Chordata, Mammalia, Artiodactyla, Camelidae. The transcript is spliced from 3 exons. The coding region runs from base 71 to 1195 and encodes 374 amino acids. Gene Ontology annotation, cellular component: membrane. The record is from RefSeq and is a predicted model, not a curated record.
GCCACCUGCCGGGGAAACUUGUGGAUUGUUGCCCUCGGGUCGCUUCUGGGCGGGGACGCGGAACUGGGCUAUGGAACGUCCGUCGGGGACUCGCGAGCCCCGGGCCCAGCCGAGAGAGCGGGACCCAGACAGGCACCUCCGCUCGGACCGAGACCGCCACCCCGAGCGAGAGCGGGACAGAGCCGGAGACCGGCGCAGGGAGAGAAACGGAGGCGGGCGGAGGGACGGGGACCGGGACAGGGAGAGGGACCGAGAACCCCGCCAGGACAGACACAGAGCCGGGGACCAUCGCACUGGUGAACAAAGAGUUCGGGAAAAAUCCCGCCAGAGGCAGACGCGGAACGGACCCCAGCGGCCGACCUGGGACGCUGCCCCGCCCCCCUGGCCCGCGCCCUGGGAAACCCCGGAGCCGCCGCCCCUGCGGAAGGAGGGCCUCGGACGCCGCGGAGCAGAAAGUGAACCCACUUCAGGGAGAUAUCCACUCUCGAACCCCAGGCCUGAACUGGAGGAAGUGGAGUAUUACCAGUCAGAGGCUGAAGGACUCCUGGAAUGCCACAAGUGCAGAUACCUGUGCACCGGAAGAGCCUGCUGCCAAAUGCUGGAGGUUCUCCUGAACUUGCUGAUCCUGGCCUGCAGCUCUGUGUCUUACAAUUCCACGGGGGGCUACACGGGCAUCACCAGCCUUGGGGGCAUUUACUACUACCAGUACGGAGGGGCUUACAGUGGUUUUGAUGGUGCCGACGGGGAGAAAGCACAGCAGCUGGAUGUCCAGUUCUACCAGCUAAAGCUGCCCACGGUCACUGCGGCCAUGGCCUGCAGUGGAGCCCUCAUGGCCUUCUGCUGCCUCCUCAUUGCCAUGGGUGUCCUGCGGGUCCCGUGGCAUUGCCCCACGUGGCUGGUGGUCGAAGGCUUAUUGGACGUGCUCAUUGCCGGGGCGUACAUCCCAGCUUUGUACUUCUACUUCCACAACCUCUCUGCGGCCUAUGCCUCCCUCGUGUGUAAGGAGAGGGAGGCGCUGUACCAGAGCAAAGGGUACAGUGGCUUCAGCUGCAGUUUCCAUGGGGGAGACAUAGGAGCUGGAAUCUUUGCUGCCCUGGGCAUUGGGGUCUUUGCCCUGGGGGCCGUGCAGGCCAUCAGGGAUUACCAGAAGGUCAGGAAGCUGAAAGAGAAGCCCGCAGAAAUGCUGGAGUUUUAGGCUUUUUAAAACAUUCUGCUGAACUUGAGUGAUGGAAGGUACUCUGAGCUGCUGUCUGUGAUGGAAUACUUGGCUGUAGAGCUUGUCAACCCUUGAAAAGUAACAGGCCAUUUUGGCUUGCUGGACCCAGCUCCAGGUUCCCUGGUGCAGCACUCCGUGAUGUAAUAUGUCCUGGUUCUGAAGUCCUGUGGUGAGAGACUAACCAAAAUUACUUUAAAAAAACAAAAACAGAAACAACCAAAACUGGAGCCCAAGACCAACAAGGAAAAGGCAUGUGCUGCAGGAAAAUGCACUUCAUGAUUAAAUAAAGGGAGACAACCAAGUGAAUGUGAAGGCUUUUAUCUUCAAAGUUCAUGAAAAGCCACAUAGACAUGAAACAACAUUUCAGCCUGAAGUUCUCCAAACAUAGCUGUCUUAAGCAGAUUAGCCCUGAAUUUUUUCCACGCUGAACUCUCAGUCCUUCAUUUCCUUAAUGCUCUGGAUAGGGGUGGGGGUGGGGCCCUGGGGAAACUAGUCCUGUAAGAUUUAAGUUGGAGGGAGGCGUGGGCUGGGGAAAGAGGAAUCAGAUUAAUUCACUGAGUUGUAAAGAAGCGAUUCUAACAAGCCCCUUAACAAUGGCCUUGAAAGCUCAGUAAGUGUUUUGUACCUCUUGUAAAUGUGCCAUUGUAGGAAGAAUUCAACCCGACAUCCAGAAUUCAGGAUCCAUCCAAAAUUAAAGAAUAUAAAAUCUUUCCCAGCAGAAGAAUGCUACUUUUGGCCAGACAACUUCCUGGGUUCCUAUUGCUUGUUAAAUGAUGACUUAUGGCACAGUCCCAUAUAUUCUUGGUACAGGUGAAUAUGUUCUUUGCUUUAUGUGGCUCCAAUAAAACUCCAAAGAAAAAUUUUAAUUUGGAGGUGAUGGUUCUCUUUACAAUAUGUUUAUAAUGUUAUUUCCUUACUUAUCACAUUUAAAAAGUGAGUUCCAUUUGGGUUUAGAAAAGGAAAUACAUAUGUUUGCUUAUAUAUGAUUAGAAAACUAGAGGAUAAUGAGAAAGUAUUACCAGUUUUUGCUCCUAGAGAGAUUUAAACAAUUUUUUUCAUUUUAUGUAGGACUUGACUGCACAUGUAUUAGUUUUACUUUAGAAAAAUUAAAAAUAAAAAAUUUGAUUUGC